AGCUUUCUAUGCCGUGUUGUUUUAAUAUUGCAUGUGGUUUGAUUUGUAUUGGAAAAAUGGAAAUAGCUAGUAUGGUAUUUAGCAGUACUUCAAUAAACGUUUAAUAUUUUGUUGUUUAUUCUUGUCGUAACAAAAGCAGUCAAAAUGAAACUUGUGAGAUUUUUGAUGAAACUAAGUCACGAAACUGUUACCGUAGAACUUAAAAAUGGAACGCAAAUCCAUGGAACAAUAACCGGUGUUGAUGUCGCUAUGAAUACACACUUAAAAACUGUUAAAAUGACAAUAAAAAACAGGGACCCUAUUCAACUGGAGUCGCUUAGCGUCCGUGGAAAUAAUAUAAGAUAUUUUAUUUUACCGGACAGUCUUCCUCUUGAAACAUUACUAAUCGACGACACACCGAAAUCAAAAGCCAAAAAGAAGGAAUCUGGUCGUGGAAAUCGUGGUAGAGGUAGGGGCACCAGGGGAGUUCGCGGUGGUCUACGUAGCCGCGGUGGUCGUGGAAGGGGGGGUGGAAGGCGAUGAUAAGUAAACGCACUGAUUUGUAAGAAAAUUUGAAAUAAAUAAAUACAAGUAUUUUCGAAUUGGUCCA
This is a messenger RNA of Eupeodes corollae, 589 nucleotides long. RefSeq names its product probable small nuclear ribonucleoprotein Sm D1 (gene SmD1). The transcript has 2 exons. Gene Ontology annotation, cellular component: U1 snRNP; SMN-Sm protein complex; U2 snRNP. Bases 145 to 522 code for a protein of 125 amino acids. Lineage: Eukaryota; Metazoa; Arthropoda; Insecta; Diptera; Syrphidae. Gene Ontology annotation, molecular function: RNA binding. The record is from RefSeq and is a predicted model, not a curated record. Gene Ontology annotation, biological process: spliceosomal snRNP assembly; RNA processing.